CCUACUUGCAUUAUUCAAACCACACACAACACACACACAGAAACUGUUCACCUUCUCAUACUUUCACCCGCUCUGUUUCAUCCUCCCACGGACGCCACGCCAACCACACAGCGGAUAAAACUAAGAUCUAUCACCCAAAACUCCAGAUUUAUAUUUUCAUCCCAUCCUCAACCUCAAGAUUCCCCCCACACAAAAUUUAAUUCAACCCCCAAAAAAUUAUCCAAAUUCAGAUUAGAUACCGUCUUCCAAAAUCUUUCCCGAAUCCGAAUUCUGAUCAUUUUUCCACUUGGGUCCUCACAAAAACCAGAAUCCUGAACUGGGUUGUUCUUACUUUCACUCCAAGAUAUGAAAUUCAGGAGCUUGGAGGAGUUCUGGGCCUUCUACAUGAGCCAGCACUCGAAGCCAUCGACGCGGCGCUGGCAUUUUGCAGGAACCCUGGCUUCUCUCUCCUUCCUCCUCUACUCGCUGCUGUUUGAUUGGCGGUUUCUGGUUUGUGUGCCUCUCUCUGGGUACGGACUCGCGUGGUACAGCCAUUUUUUCGUGGAGGGGAAUAUUCCGGCGACGUUCGGGCAUCCGUUUUGGUCUCUGUUUUGCGACUACAAGAUGUUUGCUUUGAUGCUUUCUGGUAACAUGGACAGAGAGAUUAAGAGGCUCGGAAAGAGGCCUAUCUAGCAUGUCUUUUUGCGCUCUCUUCCGAGAGCUCCGAAGUGAUCUUCGCACUCUCGUUUUCUAGUAUUGUUUGUUCCAGUCUUUGGACAGAAAUAAAAUGCGAGUGCAAAAGAAGAAAACGAGAGCGUGACAAUCACUACUGUAUCGUGUGAUCAUAUUCCAUUCUGCUUAUUGGACCUGUAUUUCCAUUUUUGGUCUGUAUUUUGAACAUGUUUAUUUACUUUUGAGCUUUAUUGAGAUAUAAAUGGAUUAGUUUUGUGGGGUUA
Malus domestica (apple) is the source of this 935-nucleotide messenger RNA. RefSeq lists its product as uncharacterized. NCBI's taxonomy places the organism in Eukaryota, Viridiplantae, Streptophyta, Magnoliopsida, Rosales, Rosaceae. The record is from RefSeq and is a predicted model, not a curated record.